This is a messenger RNA of Lachancea nothofagi CBS 11611, 294 nucleotides long. The record is from the annotation of a GenBank genome assembly. Lineage: Eukaryota; Fungi; Ascomycota; Saccharomycetes; Saccharomycetales; Saccharomycetaceae.
AUGUCUGAACAGGCGUAUUAUGAGAAGCUGAAACAGGAGCUUUCUGACGCCCUGGAGCAACGGCAGAAACAGGAACGUAACUUGGACCAAAUACAACAGGAAAUUUUUGAUAAGGAGACAGAAUAUCUGCAAGGAAAUAGUUCCAGUCAGUUAGGAACUAUCGUGAAAGGUUUUGAUGCGUUCGGAAAACACUCGCAUGAAACUCCCAGUGCCUUUACGGACAAGGAUAGAAUUUUUUCGUUAAGCAGCGCAUUGUUUGUAAAGCAACAAGAAGGCGCCACUGAAGAAGAGUAA